UUUUCCCUGAAUUUCUUGAUGUCUUGCUGUUCUUUCCCAAGUUCCAACGGCAAUAUCUUUUUCGAAACAAAAAAAGAUUGCCUUUCCCCCCGUAAAUUUCACAUGAUAAUAUUUUUCGUCCUCAACCAACUCGACUAACCCUAGUGUUCCGUGUUUGCAGGUGAGCAGAGUUUGGGCUAGUAGGAUUUAGCCGUUCCGUUUCUGAGAAAAUAAUUUGGAGCUCAAGAGGCCACAAUGCCGAAGAUGUUCGGCUUCUCUCGUCGCCGGAUUAAGCUGGGAAGGCUGAAGGGUCAUCUUCAUGAUCCUUUCCAUGGCUCCCGGAGUCCUGCUCGGCCUACCAAGCGGCACAGUCAUCCCAACGAAGAAGAGCUAGUGGCUACGUCAGUGAGUGGGCGUCCAGAUGACCUUGCUUGGCGCUGUUCGUCUGAUACUUUUGAUCUCAAUGGUCGUGCAUUUGAAAACUCGGAGAAUUGGGCGGUAUUGUCAACAGAGGGGGAUAAACCGAGCCCUCGUUUUGAUCAUGCAGCAGCCAUGGUAGGCAGCAAAAUGAUAGUCUUCGGUGGUGAUGCCGGUCAUCAUUUGCUGGAUGAUACAAAGAUAUUGAGCCUAGACAAACUUACAUGGGAUUCUGUGGCUUCUAAAGUUCGUGCAUCACCAGGUGGACGUUCUCCGAAGUUUCGACCAUGCAAAGGUCAUUGUCUGGUUCCAUGGGGCAAGAAUGUCAUUCUUGUCGGAGGAAAAAGCGAGCCACCUUCUGACCGGAUAACAGUAUGGACAUUCAAUUCGGAAACGGAGAUCUGGUUGCAUAUGGAAGCGAAGGGCGACAUUCCGGUAGCUCGAAGUGGCCAUACAGUGACUAGAGCAGGCCCUGUUUUGAUCCUCUUUGGUGGAGAGGAUACUAAAGGGAAGAAACUGCAUGACCUUCAUAUGCUUGAUCUGAAGUCUUUAACAUGGCUUCCAUUGAACUAUAAAGGUGCUGGACCUUCUCCAAGAUCGAAUCAUGUGGCUGCACUUUACGAUGAUAGAAUUCUUCUGAUUUUUGGAGGCCAGUCAAAAUCCAAGACCCUAAAUGAUGUUCAUGCUCUAGACUUCGAAACAAUGGUAUGGUCAAGAGUGAAAACACAUGGUCAUCAUCCAUCACCUCGAGCAGGUUGCUGUGGAGCUCUCUGUGGGACUAAAUGGUAUAUAGCAGGGGGUGGAAGCAAGAAAAAGCGUCAUCCUGAAACCUGGGUCUUCGAUGUCCUGGAAUCCAAGUGGUCCGUUUGUGUAGUACCUCCUAGUUCCUCAAUUACUACCAAGAAAGGUUUCAGCAUGGUUCCGUUGUACUACAGGGAUAAGAUUGUUCUUGUUUCGUUUGGAGGAAACAAGAAGGAGCCAUCUGAUAAGGUCGAAGUCCUAGUAGUGCUGCAAAAUGAACAUUGUUUCAGCUGGCGGUCUGCUCCUGACGCAGAACCGUUAAUGUAUGAGGACUCUCCUCCUAGCUCUAAGGAACUUGCCGAUCACCUCAACAACUGUGAACCUGUUAAUUCAGUAGCAAGACACAGUCUUGCGACAACAGUGGAGAGCUCAUCUGGGAGGAAAUCGAUUCCUGAUUCACUGCUACAAAACUCGAAUCUGGGCAGCUCAUCACUCCGCAGGCAGUUCCGUCAGGAGGAGGAAUGCAGCCUGGCACAAAAACUGCAGAAGCCAAUCGAUGAUGACAAGUACAAGGAUGUUGACGAUUGUUCUGAGCUACCAUCCUUUGCAAACCAAAAGCAGCGGAGCGACACAUAUCAUUCUCCAGAUGCUGAUGCUAAAGCGAAGAGGUUGGGUAGAAGUUCAUCAGACAUUAACCAUCAGCACGAUACAAAAAUCGCAAACCUGGCCAGGAGAAACAUGGCGUUGGAAGAGAAAGUUUCGGCUGCAAUGGCGAGCAAAGACGAAGCAGAGAAGAACUUGUCUCUUGUUAUUGACAGCAAGGAAGAGCUAGAGAAGAGGCUAGCAGAGAGGGACAGGGAAGUCGAGAUGCUGAAGGAGAAGGUGAUAGGAUUAGAAUUGGCACAAGAAGAUUCAAACAGUGCCUCAAACACUGUCCAUGCUGACAAUGUGCGGCUGGAGCGUGAAGUGGCCUUUUUGAAGGCCGUCAUGGAUGAGAACCAGAAGGAGCUGCACUCGACCCGUGGAGUUCUAGCAGGAGAGCGUGCAAGGGCGUUCCAGCUCCAGGUUGAAGUGUUCCAUCUGAAGCAAAGGCUGCAAACAAUGGAUGGAAGGUCACCUACACCGAGAAAACCUCAGAACAUCUAGGUCUUCCAUGGUGAUGAGUUUGUCCAGCAUCCAGAUGUAAAUUAAUUGUUUGGAUGCCUAUUUGUCCAUCGAAACAUUAAGUGUGUGUUUGGUUGGCUACUGUACUUUGUGACACCUAGGUUGUCAAAUCCACUUUAUAUUGUGGCGACCAAAGUGCGGUAACGAACCAAACAUCCAUAAUAUGUUCUCAUCAUAGAGAUUGUAAUCUCAAUAAUGUUAUUAAAGACCCAAAUGGAUUGAUUCGUGCAAUCAUGUAUGAUCUAAUAAUGAUG
This is a messenger RNA of Lolium rigidum, 2555 nucleotides long. Its product is annotated as acyl-CoA-binding domain-containing protein 6-like. The transcript has 15 exons. Gene Ontology annotation, molecular function: protein binding. Bases 235 to 2283 code for a protein of 682 amino acids. NCBI's taxonomy places the organism in Eukaryota, Viridiplantae, Streptophyta, Magnoliopsida, Poales, Poaceae. The record is from RefSeq and is a predicted model, not a curated record.